This is a messenger RNA of Carassius auratus (goldfish), 2417 nucleotides long. Its product is annotated as calpain-9-like. The coding region runs from base 291 to 2291 and encodes 666 amino acids. The transcript has 20 exons. Gene Ontology annotation, cellular component: cytoplasm. Lineage: Eukaryota; Metazoa; Chordata; Actinopteri; Cypriniformes; Cyprinidae. Gene Ontology annotation, biological process: proteolysis. The record is from RefSeq and is a predicted model, not a curated record. Gene Ontology annotation, molecular function: calcium-dependent cysteine-type endopeptidase activity; calcium ion binding.
CCGAUUGAGCGUCAGUCCGAUUACAAACGGGUUAUUUGUGUGCAUGUAAACGGAGGCAGUGUUUGUGAGCGCGCAGGUGAGGGAGGGAGGAGCUGGUUGAAGGUACUUUGAGGAAGACCUGUUUAUCUUACGCCCACUCUACCACAGACCGAAAUUAGUUGAGAUUUUUGGCAUCUGGGAUCACUUGGAUGGUGUGUUUGUGCAUUCAGAAACACUCAUUCUUUAACACAUAGAAAGAUUCAGACGGAUAAAAGUCGAGCCCCGGGGCUGAGUUUUUGACGCACACCAGUAUGUCCGAAACGAAGAAACAAACGCGCAAAGACUCGUCCGACUCGAACCCGGUGAAGAGUGUGGGCAGCCCGACGCUCCUGUUUUCUCCCACCUCCGGGCUUCCACUGCAGAACGGGCUCUACACCGACGCGAGGUUCCCGGUGCAGAACAUGCCGAUUCAGACCGACGUGGUUUGGAAACGACCAAAGGAGAUCUGUCCGUUUCCUCAGUUUAUUGCGGAUGGAGCCACACGCAUGGACGUCUGCCAGGGAGAACUGAGUGACUGCUGGUUCUUGUCUGCGGUGGCGUCUCUCUCUCUCAACCCUUCUCUUCUGAAUCACGUGGUUCCCUCAGGCCAGGGUUUUCAGCAGGGCUACAACGGCUGCUUCAAUUUCCGGUUUUGGCAGUAUGGUGAGUGGAUUGAGGUGCGAGUCGAUGACCGUUUGCCGACGCGUAACGGUCAGCUGAUCUAUCUGCGCUCCUCAAACAAAGAUGAAUUCUGGAGCGCUCUACUGGAGAAAGCUUAUGCCAAGCUGAAGGGAGGUUAUAACGCUCUGAACAUGGGUUUCCCUCAUGAGGCCAUGGCAGACAUGACAGGUGGGGUUACAGAGGAGUUCAUGGUGCCGCCUGACCACCGAAAACUGGGCUCUUUCCUGCGCCCGCUGCUGGAGAAGGGAGCUCUGAUCAACUGUGCUAACUCGAGGGGUUCCGUUGAGAAGAGCAAUGAGUUUGGGAUUUUGUUCAGACAUGCCUAUUCUGUGACAGGUUUGGAGACGAUCAAGACUAAGGUCGGUUCAGUUGAGCUGGUGCGGAUCAGGAACCCGUGGGGCAAAGCUGAGUGGGAGGGGCCUUGGAGUGACAAAAAAGGAGUCGAGUGGAAUAUGGUGAGCGCCGAAGAACAGCGGCGUGUGCAGAGAAUCCAGCAAGAAGACGGGGAAUUCUGGAUGUCUCUGGCAGAUUUCUGCCAGAACUUUGAGACGAUGGAGGUUUGUCACCUGAGCCAAGACACGCUGAGUGAGAGCGGAAUCAUAAAGCCCUGGAUAUGUACAUCACAUCAUGGACAAUGGGUUCCUCAGCAAGGACCUCCUCAGUACAGUCUGACCCUGCUGGAAGAGGACGAUGACCCCAGUGACCCUGAGCUGACCUGCUCCUUCCUGCUGGCGCUCAUGCAGAAAUGUGCUCGUCAGAGAGGAAUGCUGUUCCCCGUCGCGCUGCACAUAUACAAGACCCGAUCCGAGUGGGACGCGUCUCAGUUGAGUCUGGUGCUCAGCACCACUAAAGACCUUGGUUAUGUCCAGCGGCGAGAGCUGGUGUUUCGCGGUCGCCUGGCGCCCGGUCAUUACAUCAUCAUUCCCAGCACUUCAGAGGCCAAUCAGGCGGGAGAAUUCCUCCUGAGAGUCCUGACUGAGAAAGUGAACAAAACCAUAGCUGUUGAUGCACGAGGAGUAGACUCAAGCUCAGUUGCUCCGCCGAUGUCUCCACGUCUCGCAGGUCUGCUGUCUGCGAAUGAAGCAAAAGAUCUCUUUGUGAAACACUGUGUGAAGGGGCCUUAUUGCAGUCCAUUGGACCUCUAUAACCUGCUGACUGAAGCCAUUGCAAAAGGAAUCUUUGCAGGUAGCGAGAAGAAGCUGAGUUUGGAGCACUGUAAGAGCUUUGUGGUGCUCAUGGAUAGUAAAGGAAUGGGACGACUCGACUUGACAGAGUUCCAGGCAUUGUGGGAAAAACUCCGGAAGUGGACGGGUAUUUUUAUGACAUUUGACAAAAACAAGAACCAGGCUCUGGAUUAUCAAGAACUCCCAGCAGCUCUGACAGCAGCAGGCAUACAGGUGGAUGAAUUCAUACUGCAGCUGAUAAGCCUGCGUUACAGCGAGCCAGAUAUGACUGUCAGCUUCCCAGGAUUCCUCUUCCUGCUCAUGAAACUGGACUACAUGAUGCGCAAGUUUCAAUCAUUUGAUAUGACGGGGAUGGGAGUGAUUUCAGUAAACAGCAGACAGUUCCUGCACAUGACCAUGUACAACUGAUUCCAGACCAGCUGUAUGGAAACAACUCUACAUCUACUUUAAUUAUUUUCUGCAAAUGGAUCCUUCCAGGACUGGAUGAUGAUUACUUUUCAUUAGUAACCAUAAUAAAAGAUGAAAUAAUUGAUU